This is a messenger RNA of Medioppia subpectinata, 843 nucleotides long. The record is from the annotation of a GenBank genome assembly. NCBI's taxonomy places the organism in Eukaryota, Metazoa, Arthropoda, Arachnida, Sarcoptiformes, Oppiidae.
AUGGCCCGAUGUGUGGAAGAUGUGGCCAUCGUUUUGGCUGCACUCGUUGGACACGACUCACUCGACUCGACCACAAUCGACGAUAAGAUUGAGCUCUCGCUCGACGAGGAAAUAGAUUUAUCGAAACUGAAGGUCGGAAUACCCGAUGAAUAUCAAUGCGAAGGCAUGUCUCAAGAGGUGAUCGACACGUGGAGAUCAGUGGCCGAUAUGUUGUCAAACAUGGGCUCAAGAGUGUCGCGCGUAUCGCUUCCCAACACAAAACACUCGAUAUCGUGUUAUUCAGUGCUCAACUGUUGUGAAGUUUCGUCCAAUUUUUCGUGUUAUGACGGCAUUGAGUUCGGCUUCAGAGCCGACACCACUGGACACACAGUCGAAGAGGUGUACUCCAAGUCCAGACACGAGGCGUUCAGCGACACCGUUAAGGGAAGAAUAUUUGCCGGCAAUUACUUCCUAUUGAGAGAGAAUUACGAGAAUUACUUCAAUAGAGCGCUGAAAGUGCGGCGACUGAUCGCCAAUGACUUUCACACAGUGUUUGAAAAACAAAAUAUUGAUUUAUUGUUAACUCCGGUGACACUAACAGAAGCGCCGUUACAUUCGCUUUGGAUUCAAAAGGACAACAGACAACAGGUCUCAACAGAAGACUAUUGUACACAACCGGUGAAUAUGGCGGGUCUGCCGGCCAUAACUAUUCCCUGCAAACUGUCAAACAAUGGACUUCCCAUUGGUUUGCAAUUGAUUGGCAAAAAAUUGGAUGAUUUUCGUCUCCUAUCUAUUGCUAAGAAAUUGGAAAACAUUUUGCAUUUUCCGGUUCUGCUCUUUGAAGACACAAAUACUGGUGUUUGA